AUGGCAAUUUUUAAACAGUGCAUGGCUCCAAAGCGGAUGGGAUCCAGAGGACAAAAUCCCCCACAGUGGAACCAGACUACAUUGGUGGAUUUCAUCUUGCUUGGCUUCUCCGAUAUUCCUGACCUACAGGGAUUUCUUUUCGGGGUGUUUUUGAUCAUGUAUACGAUUAUUCUGAUGGGAAACAGUCUCAUUAUUAUAAUAACCAAGAUGGAUCCUUCCCUCCAGACUCCCAUGUACUUUUUCCUAGGGAAUUUUUCUUCCUUGGAAAUAUGCUAUGUAUCAGUCACUGUCCCCAGGUUAUUAAUAGAUAACAGUCAAAACAGAAAUAUACCCUUUCUGGCCUGUGCUGCUCAAAUGUAUUUCUUUCUGGUGUUUGGAGCCACUGAGUGCCUUCUUCUGACUUCAAUGGCUUAUGACAGGUAUGUCGCCAUUUGCAACCCACUGCUGUACCCUCUCCUCAUGAACAGCAGGCUGUGUGUCCAACUGGCCACUGGCUGUUGGGUCAGUGGAGUUCCAGUGCAUAUAGUGUUAACCUACCAGAUCUUCUCUCUACCCUUCUGUGGCUCUAACCAGUUGAAUCACUUCUUCUGCGACAUACCUCCAGUGCUUAAGCUUGCCUGUGGGGACACCCUUCUAACUGAGACAUUAGUUUAUGUAGUUGCUGUUCUAGUUGUCACUGUUCCUUUUAUGUUGAUUCUUGGAUCUUAUGUGAGAAUAAUUGAGACCAUCUUGAAGCUGCCUUCAGCCACUGGGCGAGCCAAGGCCUUCUCCACCUGCUCUUCCCAUCUCAUGGUUGUGGCUUUAUUCUUUGGAUCAGGACUCAUUACAUAUUUAAGACCAAAGUCCAGUCAUUCUAUAGGAAUGGACAAAUUUCUCUCUCUUUUUUAUACCAUUGUCACACCAAUGUUUAACCCCAUGAUAUAUUGUCUGAGAAAUAAAGAGGUUAUGGUGGCACUGAGAAAAUUUUUACUGAAAUGA
Capra hircus (goat) is the source of this 978-nucleotide messenger RNA. Its product is annotated as olfactory receptor 10AG1-like. Gene Ontology annotation, cellular component: membrane. Gene Ontology annotation, biological process: G protein-coupled receptor signaling pathway. Lineage: Eukaryota; Metazoa; Chordata; Mammalia; Artiodactyla; Bovidae. The transcript is spliced from 2 exons. Gene Ontology annotation, molecular function: olfactory receptor activity; G protein-coupled receptor activity. The record is from RefSeq and is a predicted model, not a curated record. The coding region runs from base 1 to 978 and encodes 325 amino acids.